UCUUUUUCUUAUGUACCCCCGAAAAACUAAUCCGUAAGACAGUUGCUCAACAAUAUCCUUGAUUCAUUUUAAAAGUCAACGUUUCAUCAGCUCGAAACUUUGAUAGAAUAUUUUCUUUAGCCAUUAUACGAAAAAAUUCUACUCGGCCCUUCGACUGCUCAAUUAUUCAUAGGCAAUACCGCCGAUCGUAGGAUCAAAGCCUCCGAGAGUCUUUACGUAUAGCUGUUUUUUUUGCGAUACAUAUACACGUUAUACUACUACACGCAAAGAGCGACAAAGCCGAGGGCGUCUUCGAAGAAUUCUUCUUACUUCAGUAGUAAAAUGACGAAAUCAGAAAAGUCGCUGAGUUUCAAGAGUCUGACGGCGGUCUUCGUAUUUUUCCAUCGACUCAUCGGGGUGUUACCUUUGGAAAACCGCGACUUCAACUUUCUCAGCUCCCAGAUGCUUCUCAUUUACUUCAUGUUCAUCGGACUCCUCAUCAGCGUCAUGUUUCUUCGCUACUGCAUUACUCGACUCAUUCAGGGCGCAGUGGAGUUGGACAGCGUUUUCGUGACGGUGAUGGCUACGAGUACGAUUGUGCGAUACUACAUACUGGUGUACCACCGCUUCGAGUUUCGGGACGCGAUCGACGCGUGUCGUGACAUCUGGGAGGAUUGCACGCCCAGCGAGCACCAGAUCGUACGCUGGUUCGAACGCAAAUCCUGGAUUCUGUUCAAGCUACUGGCCGGAAGUGGUUUGCUCAUCAACAUCUUUUGCUCGAUUGGCUCGAUCGUUGUCAGACUGCCACCUGAUGAGCCCAAUGGUACCGAGCGACGUAUGCUGCCGUACAAGUGGUUCAUCGAAGAUCGUGAGUAUUACUGGAUGGGCUACGAGCUGAUUUUCGGACUGCAAGUCUUAAUACUGCAUCAUUUGACCGUGUUAACGGCGACCGUCGAUACAGCUGGGCCUCUUCUUAUGUUGCUCAGCUGCGGCUUCUUGAAGGCCCUGCAAGAGCGCUUUUUUGCGGCUGCCGUUAGUAACGAAAAGUUUUUCAUCGAAGAUAAACUCAGCUAUCAGCCGUUGCUCACAUCUUGCUCGAAAUUCCAUCAAAACGUACUGAACUUGUGCCGGAAAAUCGAGGUGAUUAUGAGGAUGAUAUUCAUGGUACAACUUAUGUGUCUAGGCUACAACAUCUCUCUUAUAGGUUUGAAGCUUGCAGGGAACGAUCCGGAGCGAUUUCAGUACAUUCCCAACCUAGUGCUCUGUCUCUGCCAGUUAUUCAUCACUCAGUGGGCCGCCGAUUAUCUUCUGGAACAGAGCGAAGGCGUGGCGACGGCUGCGUAUUUCACGACUCUGAUGUCUCUGGAUCCUCGGAUUGGUGGACUCUUGCUGACCGUGAUCACAAGAGCCCAAAAACCGGUACAGAUUACGGCUGGUGGUGUGAUCAACCUAUCCGUCGAGAGAUUCGGCAACCUGAUAACCAAUGCCAUUUCAUUUUUCAUGGUGCUUAGAAGUUUCACCGCGUAAGUAUAACGUAAUGAGCGAAGGGAUCGAUCGUCCUUGUUGAUAUUGUUGUGACAUCAUCGAGUUCACUUAGUGAAUUGUUAGAUUUGAUUUUUUUUUUCAUUACACUCGUGUAAGCAUUACUUGAGAGCUCCAGUUUUAUCAAAUAAAGAGUAUUACACGUUAGGUCACAUAA
Nasonia vitripennis (jewel wasp) is the source of this 1678-nucleotide messenger RNA. It is a transcript of the gene Or233, whose product is annotated as odorant receptor 233. Bases 322 to 1506 code for a protein of 394 amino acids. Gene Ontology annotation, biological process: detection of chemical stimulus involved in sensory perception of smell; sensory perception of smell. The transcript has 8 exons. Lineage: Eukaryota; Metazoa; Arthropoda; Insecta; Hymenoptera; Pteromalidae. The record is from RefSeq and is a predicted model, not a curated record. Gene Ontology annotation, cellular component: plasma membrane. Gene Ontology annotation, molecular function: olfactory receptor activity; odorant binding.